Molecule: messenger RNA, 1558 nt
Organism: Aspergillus alliaceus
Lineage: Eukaryota; Fungi; Ascomycota; Eurotiomycetes; Eurotiales; Aspergillaceae
Product: putative HIT finger domain protein
Exons: 2
Coding region: 21-890 (289 amino acids)
Biological process (GO): chromatin remodeling
Cellular component (GO): Swr1 complex
Molecular function (GO): nucleosome binding
Source: RefSeq, a predicted model, not a curated record
UUUGUUUCUUUGCACAAACAAUGUACCACGUCGAACUCCUUCAGGGUGGGACAACUCACCUUACCCCCGGGUGGACCUAUGUGCCUGACAGGGGCUUCGGUCCAUCCAAAGCAGCCAUCACGCCCACGGUCGGCCGGAAACGAGGCAUUCGCGACCCUGGUGGCCGUGGAGACGUAUCAUCAAGACAAACCAAUGCGAUAAUCCGCCAUUUAGCGGAGCUAGACCGCGAGAACCACAAGGACGUCCACAUUCCAAUCCCAGUGAAACAAAAGGAUGCAGCCGGAAGAGGAACAAGAGGCAAAGUCACCUCAAACGUGCGCCGUAUCCUCCAGUCCCAGAAGACCUUCCGAAACUAUCUCGAUGACGAAGAAGCCGCGCUAGCGCAAGCCCAAUCAACGGCGCAGCGCCCCCCAGCCAACAAAAUAACGAAACCAUCAUCAUUACGAAGAAGUUCCACACCCGCUGCAACCCCGAGGCCUGAACCAUCGCGUCAAAAGAAACAGCCCGCCACCGUCCCUGCGUCCCAGAGGGCGUCGACAACACCUGCGGAGACGCAUGCAGAGCCACCCAGCGGAACUACAGAAGAUGCGGAGAAGGAGCCAGAGAAUAAGCAAGCACUCAUUAAAUCCGAGUAUGACGAUGACCCUCUCUUGAAAUCCUAUAUCCCUUCUGCGCCGUCCGAGCGUAUUAUGCAGGCCCUUCUUGCUGAGCCGCCGUUGACGUAUAAUGCUUCUCGCGCCCGCCCGCCCGUAGCUGCAAAAUCACAGCGAUAUUUCUGCUGCGUGUGCGGGUAUUGGGGGAAAAUUCGGUGCAAGAACUGUCAUUCGCGGACUUGUGGAUUGGAUUGUUAUAAACUUCAUGAGGAUUCGAGGUGUGGGGCGUUCUAUUAGGCCGUUCAAGUGGCUUGGAUAAUCUGGAAGUACUUGCUGCAAGGUUACUAUUCUUGCCUGAAUCGCUAUACCGGAAACGCCGAGUUUACUUCAUUUGGACUGACUACACAGGCUUGGAAUCCAGUCUGCUAUCGCACAACCACGCGGAGUUGGGUAGCAAAGCAUCCCUCGUUCCAUUGUGAUAAGGACCUCAUAGAAGGCCCUGAGAGUUGCCACCGUCUGGCCACCAUUAGAGCCAUACUCAAUUUGCUCCCCCCCUCCUCUCUGGGACUCCACCCCUUCUUUUGGAAGAGUUCACGCGACUAAUCGAGUUCUUGCUAGAUCCUAUGGACUAGGAUGGUAGAUCGAUGUGACUUGCUCGGUUGCACAAGAGGAAGUAAAGCGUCCAUGUUCGUCAGAUUAUGGCCACCAUAGCGUGUUCCUAGGAUUUCUGAGUUUGUCUCAUACAACUGGCCAUCACAGCUGGCUGUAUUUACUGGUCACCUGUAUCACUCAGAGCCGUCAAACCAGGACAAACAGAGAAGGGGAGCUCAGAAAUAUGAACCAAAGCCCUAGGUCCCGCGUGCUGGGCCGCACAUCUUAUUCAAAUCCGGACAAUGUUCAACAAACAAUGAGGAAAUUACAGAGCUAAUAUUAUACCCUAAUGGAAAUAUUUGACUUUCGAUUUU